ACAGAUAACCAAAAUUUCUACUUAAGUACAGUAACAAAGUAUUUGUACUUAAUUACUUUAAAACUCUGUGUCAUGCAGCGCGUGGCCUGUUUAUGUACCCGCAGUAAACAAACCAGUUGGUAAAUAUUGAACCUGUGAUGGGAGUGAUGGGAGGCCGCGCUGUUAAAGCUCCUGUUAAUCCAUCACAUUUCCCUCUAAAUAGCUCUGUGCAUGAGAAAAGACCCCCCCCCCCCCACACACACACACACACACACACAAACAAACACAAACACACACACGCACUAUACAACCACUGCGGUGCACGCGGCAGCAGCACAGAGCGCGCGGAGCUUUGGUUUCUUCAUGUUUUCAGGUGAAUCCUGGUAAAAAAAAAAAAAAAAAAAACGCAGUUCUCGGGUCGAUUCUUCCAUCUCUCCUGCAGGAAGUGUUGCUCAGCGGCUGUCAGAGUUUCACCCUCACCCUCAGGUUGUCUCUGGCUCCAGCGGUGCCGUCCACGCACCGGCCGGCCUUUCUCAGCCCGGGUCUGCAGAACCCAGGUCCUCCUGCGUUCCGGGCGCGCUGCGGGUCCUGCUCGGAGGCUGUGAACGUGUAACCAUGACAACUGCGCUCUGAUUGGCUCGUCUGGCUCUGGAAUUAACGAGGCCAGCGUCCAAUCUGAGGCGAGCACGCGCCGCGCGCUGCCUGGCAAACCGUGGUGAUAACCCAGGCGCGCGGGGAUGUGAAGGUGGCACCGUGAGCUGAGCCUGAGGAAAUUACUGGAGCAGAAGAACAGAAUCAAAAAGAGGAAAGGCAGGAGUUCAGAGGAAAGGAUUUGACAUUUAAAGGCCUGAAUGAUGAGAAAACAGCGUGUUUGAGAGAAAACCAUGGUUGUUUGUUCCUGAUUCCUCCUCUCAUCUGUGGAGUGUGGAUGUAACAAGCCUUCCAACAGGACCGCUCUAUCCCAGGAUUGUCUGUCCACAAAGUUGUUGUUGUUGGGUUUUUUUUCCUGGCAGCGCACCUCCAGGAGCCAAGACGUUGCUCCGCGUGGCCCCGGCUCGCCCCAGUCCGAGCAGCAGGUCGGCCCUGUGCGCCUCGCAGGCCGCCAACAUGAUGGUCCUGUGCGCCGGCUGCGAGCGGCCCAUCCUGGACCGCUUCCUCCUCAACGUGCUGGACAGAGCCUGGCACGCCAAGUGCGUCCAGUGCUGCGACUGCAGCUGCGCCCUGACCGACAGGUGCUUCUCCCGGGACGGGAAGCUCUACUGCAAACUGGACUUUUUCAGGCGGUUUGGCACGAAGUGCGCGGGCUGCCUGCAAGGGAUUUCCCCGAACGACCUGGUGCGUAAAGCCCGCAGUAAGGUGUUCCACCUGAACUGCUUCACGUGCAUGRUGUGCAACAAGCAGCUGUCCACGGGAGAGGAGCUCUACGUCAUCGACGAAAACAAGUUCGUGUGCAAAGAGGACUACCUGAGCUCCGGGGCCAUCAAGGAGGUCAGCCUGAACUCAGGUGAGCCCUAACCCCGAGGAUUAU
Austrofundulus limnaeus is the source of this 1507-nucleotide messenger RNA. Its product is annotated as LIM/homeobox protein Lhx5. The record is from RefSeq and is a predicted model, not a curated record. Lineage: Eukaryota; Metazoa; Chordata; Actinopteri; Cyprinodontiformes; Rivulidae. The transcript is spliced from 2 exons. Bases 1087 to 1494 code for a protein of 135 amino acids. Gene Ontology annotation, molecular function: DNA-binding transcription factor activity, RNA polymerase II-specific; zinc ion binding; RNA polymerase II transcription regulatory region sequence-specific DNA binding. Gene Ontology annotation, cellular component: nucleus. Gene Ontology annotation, biological process: neuron differentiation; regulation of transcription by RNA polymerase II.